UUCGGUGCCUGUGCUUCGCAUUCCCUCCAACUCCCGAGUGGAUGUGAUCAUGGGACUGCUGCUCUGUCUGCUGAUCUCCGUUCUCUCGAUUCCCUUCUCCAACCUGCUGCUCUCUCUCACUAGGAUCCUCCUCACGCCCAUCGUUCAGCUCCACGCGAGAGCUCACUUUACAUGGCCGCCCGGCUCCCGCUUUCGCCGGAUUCCCUCCGGCCAUAACCAGGUUCUGCACCCCUGCGACAUCAACCUACUGACGGCGCGGUACGAGCGGCCGUCGGAGGGGCAGAAGGAGCCGGCGGAGUGCGUCUUCUGCUUGUCCGACAUCGAGGAGGGCGAAGAGAUCAGGGAGCUAAGAUGCAAGCACCUGUUCCACCGGCGCUGCCUCGACCGCUGGCUGGUGCACCGGCGGGCGACGUGCCCGCUGUGUCGGGACACCCUGCUACAGCGCGAACCGGCUGCCGUCAAGGGCGGCGACGAUGCGGACGGCGAUGAGGACAUGGACGACUCCGCCGCCGUGCUGCUUUCUUAUGUUCAGUGGUGGAUGUGGUGACUUCUUUCCCCUUCCGUCGCGCCGCCUUGUUCGGUUGCCUCGCUGGUUCAGGUUAAGAAGGUCGUCUGGUGUUUUUGGGG
Musa acuminata subsp. malaccensis (wild Malaysian banana) is the source of this 627-nucleotide messenger RNA. The record is from RefSeq and is a predicted model, not a curated record. NCBI's taxonomy places the organism in Eukaryota, Viridiplantae, Streptophyta, Magnoliopsida, Zingiberales, Musaceae.